This is a messenger RNA of Petromyzon marinus (sea lamprey), 1478 nucleotides long. RefSeq names its product calmodulin-1. Lineage: Eukaryota; Metazoa; Chordata; Hyperoartia; Petromyzontiformes; Petromyzontidae. Gene Ontology annotation, molecular function: calcium ion binding. The record is from RefSeq and is a predicted model, not a curated record. Gene Ontology annotation, cellular component: myosin II complex.
CCUCGGUGAGGGGGAAAGGCUUAGCGCGGAGGGUUUUUUUCUCCCCGUUUCUCUUCAUUUCUUUAAACUAAGUUAAUAUCUUUUUUUUUCCCACCGUCGCCGUAUUCAUCAGCUCCGCGACGCUUCGUCGCUUUUGAUUUAAAAUCACCCCGCCCGCCCGCGUCUAACAGCAGCCCUCCCCGCAGCGUCGCGAACGCGCUGAGGCGACCACGAGGCUUUUUUUUAUUAUUAUUCUUCUUCUUCACAGCCACGAUUUGCAAGCGAAGAGAAGAGAAGAGUUCGGGCACAACACGAAAUAAAUUUUAAGAAAAAGAAAGCUCAAAGAACUAAAAAAAAUGGCCGAUCAGCUGACUGAAGAGCAGAUUGCAGAGUUCAAGGAGGCGUUCUCGCUUUUCGACAAGGACGGCGAUGGCACCAUCACCACCAAGGAGCUGGGCACGGUGAUGCGCUCGCUGGGCCAAAAUCCCACCGAGGCAGAGCUGCAGGACAUGAUCAACGAGGUGGACGCCGACGGCAAUGGUACGAUCGACUUCCCAGAGUUCCUCACCAUGAUGGCUAGGAAGAUGAAGGAUACGGACAGCGAGGAGGAGAUUCGUGAGGCCUUUCGGGUCUUUGACAAGGAUGGGAAUGGCUACAUCAGUGCAGCUGAGCUCCGCCAUGUGAUGACAAACCUCGGGGAGAAGCUGACCGAUGAGGAGGUGGACGAAAUGAUCCGCGAGGCCGACAUCGACGGGGACGGCCAAGUCAACUACGAAGAAUUUGUACAAAUGAUGACCGCAAAGUGAAGUCUCUGCGUUGCAAGCCCCUUCCUACUCUCAUCCCUAAGUGCAAGUUUGGAUGACUGCCUUUCUUUUCUUUACUACUUUUCUGCGCCACACAAAAUGGUCACAUUAAAAAGUUUGAGCUCAUGGAUGUUCGUAUAAAAACGAUACCAUACGGCUCCCUCUUGCCCCCCCCCAUCUUUUCUUUUUGGCAGCUGGCCACUGCUUUAGAGCAAGGGGUUGGUGCCCCUGGUCUCCCGUUCCCCUACACACUCCCCUACGCCGCCGUACGGCCAUUGCCACCCGUACGAACUAACUGGCGCGUUGCCACGCAACGUGGAUGCGCUUUGCGAGGUUGGCUGUGCUCUGCCACCAGGUCGUUGGCCACAUGCCGAGGCGGGUGCAACACACGCAGGGUUGUUGCUGGUAUCUUUGUCUAGGGUAGUGUUCCCAUCUCGGUGGUCUGAGGCGUUGUGAGAAUGUUACUUCAUGUAGCCUCUCCAGAGAGGUGACUUAUGUGAGUGUAAUCGUAUCAUCUUUGCACUAUUGUGUAAGAGGUUAUAAAGAGGAUUACCCUUUACUAUUCUUCACCCACAGUUAUACCUACUACGCUUCAUUACGGUGGGUGGAAAGUUUCAUACAGUGAGGGAAAAAAGUAUUUGAUCCCCUGCUGAUUUUGUACGUUUGCCCACUGACAAAUAAAUGAUCAGUCUAUAA